Populus trichocarpa (black cottonwood) is the source of this 1725-nucleotide messenger RNA. Its product is annotated as F-box protein CPR1. Gene Ontology annotation, molecular function: protein binding. NCBI's taxonomy places the organism in Eukaryota, Viridiplantae, Streptophyta, Magnoliopsida, Malpighiales, Salicaceae. The transcript has 2 exons. The record is from RefSeq and is a predicted model, not a curated record. Bases 263 to 1435 code for a protein of 390 amino acids.
CUACAGGGACUAGGUCACUAACUCUUCUUUCUUUGGGGUCAAGUUAGCUUCUCUCGUUAUUGGGUACAAACCUGGCAAGUCCCAUGCAGAAAGGUCAUGUACUCUUAUGAACUUGCUCUGUCUUCUUAUCAAAAAUACCAUUAGCAGCAAGAAUUCCCGGUGAGCUUUUGCGUUUUGCCAUUUUUUCAGUCCGACCUUUCAUCAAACUCCUUGUGUCAGUUACUAUUACCAUUAAAGAAUUCUCAAAAUCAAACCCAAAUCAAUGUCCAGCCAUAUCCCAUUUGAUAUCAUAACUAGAAUCCUGAUCUCCAUUCUUGACAUCAAGACUCUCCUAUGCUUCAGGAGCGUGUCAAAAGAAUGGCGUUCUUUAAUAGAUAGCAGUGGUUUUAUCAACACCCAUAUGAGCCUGUCAAUCAAAACCAACACUAACAACACCCUUCUUAUUCUUGGAGAAGGAGGCCUUAAUCCCAUAAACUUCGACGAUCUUUCUCCUGGUGACCUAUUAAACUUGCAAGACCAACCAUUUAUUUCAAUAGGAUGGCAAGAUGUUCGUUUAAUGGGUUCUUGUAAUGGUUUGGUGUGUUUAAGCAAUGAUGAUGGUGACGUUGUUAUACUUAAUCAAUCAACGCGAGAACAUAAAGGGAUACUGUCUCUUGUUCGACAUAGAUUUGAACUUUCUGUUAGUUCGGCACCAGAUGAGCAUUGGGUUUGGGGAAGCGGAUAUGGGUUUGGUUACGAUGCAGUUUCUAACGACUAUAAGGUUGUGAGUAUUGCCAAGUUUCUUGGAAUAGGUUUUACUAGUUUCAAAGAAUCAGAAAUGACAAUUUAUAGUGCAAAGAAAGAUUUGUGUUGGGUUAUUAAGAUCCCUUAUGCUAUGCUGUUUACGAAUGAUAAAAUGGGUGUUUACUUUCAUGGAUCAUUGCAUUGGAUUGCUAAGGGGUUUGGUAGUUGGAGGGAUAGAAUUGUUGGCUUUGAUCUUGGAUUGGAUGAGUUUAGAGAGGUGCCACAACCUGAUUAUGGGGGUAAUAUUGUGAUUGACAUUGAUCUUGGUGUGUUGGGCAGUUUUUUGUGUGUGUUUGCUAAAGUUAGAGAUUGGAGUGCUGACGUUUGGAUUAUGAAAGAAUAUGGGGUUAAGGAGUCUUGGAGUAAGGUGUUCUCUAUUUCGAGAAAUGUGUUGUCUUAUGAUUCAGUAAGGCCGUUGGGUUACUCUAGGAGAGGUAGAGAAGUUUUGUUAGAAUUGGAUGAGAAAAGACUUGUUUGGUAUGGCAUGGAAACUAGAAGGGUUGUGGAUGUUGUGAUUCAAGGAAGGAAGAAAGAGCGCUUGGAAGCAAUUUUAUGUUUGAAUUCCCUUGUUCCUCCUGAUGGUAAUGACAGAGUUGUUAACAGUCAGCAGCCGACGAAAGAGCACAAGAAGAACGAAGAAGAAGAGGGAUGACUUCCUUUCAUCAGGAUUCAAGCUCAAACUGUAGGCAAAACCAAGUGAAUGUGAAGCUUUGAAGCUGGGAAGAAACAAGGGUUACAGAACAUUUUCAGUUAGUGUUUCUUUUCAUGUUUUUGUUUUCCCCCGCCGGGGUUUGGUGGGGGCAAUAUGAAUACAGUAGUCCCGCCUUCUGUCUUUUGAGAUCUCCAUCACCUUAUCAUGCUUGAACAUAUUAAAAAACCUUAGCUAUAAUUCUUUCCAAAAUGUAAAGACUAACUAGUUCAAACUCUUGCUUGCAUUAUAUC